AUGAACUUAGCUGGCGCCAUGAUGAACCAAGCCCGGGAGUGUCUUCAUGCGCUCAUCAACGAUGCACUUCAUCCCCCGGAACGGCGAAGCUGGGCGCAGCUGAGUGCCGGAGCCUACGGCGGUGGAGGGCCAAUCGCGUUCAGGAGGAUGGCCUUCAGGAGGGCACCGCCGCAGCAACCUGGAGGGCUGAAGACCUAA
This is a messenger RNA of Chaetomium globosum CBS 148.51, 198 nucleotides long. RefSeq lists its product as uncharacterized. NCBI's taxonomy places the organism in Eukaryota, Fungi, Ascomycota, Sordariomycetes, Sordariales, Chaetomiaceae. The transcript is spliced from 2 exons. The coding region runs from base 1 to 198 and encodes 65 amino acids. The record is from RefSeq and is a predicted model, not a curated record.